Hermetia illucens (black soldier fly) is the source of this 870-nucleotide messenger RNA. RefSeq names its product 5-formyltetrahydrofolate cyclo-ligase-like. NCBI's taxonomy places the organism in Eukaryota, Metazoa, Arthropoda, Insecta, Diptera, Stratiomyidae. The record is from RefSeq and is a predicted model, not a curated record. Bases 131 to 814 code for a protein of 227 amino acids. The transcript is spliced from 5 exons. Gene Ontology annotation, molecular function: 5-formyltetrahydrofolate cyclo-ligase activity. Gene Ontology annotation, biological process: folic acid-containing compound biosynthetic process; tetrahydrofolate interconversion.
UUUUAAAUAUAAAUCGUUCCAUUGAAUUACAAAGUCAAAAAAUUUUUAACGAAUUAACAACUGGAGUCAAAUUUUAUGUAAAGACUUUUAUAAAAUCUGUUCAAAUUUUAUUUUAGAGUGAUUUAGAAUCAUGCAACGGCUGACACCAUUUAGGAGAGCAUUCAGUCAAAUUCAACCCGUUGAAAUAGGAAAACAAGUACUACUCACAAAGGAUGGACUAAGAGGGAUCGUACGAAGGAAGCUUGAAGACUUACCUGUCCAUAUCAAAGAAAAACGUUCAGAUUCUCUUUCAAAAGAAUUUAUUGAUACGAACAUUUUCAAAUAUUGUCAACGGUUUGCAAUUUACCAAGGAUCUCCACUACUAGUUAAUACAGACAAAAUUAUAUUGAGUUUAUUUGAAAACGAUAAGGAUGUGUAUAUUCCAAUCCGCAGCAGGCAAGGUGAAAUCGAUUUAGUUAAGCAAAAUUUAUCGGAUGUAAAUUCGCAAACAGAUCCUGUUAGACUAAAAUUCAAGGCUUCUUUGAAAAGAGCAAAUGCACUUUCUGAUGGUGGUGUCGAUGUCAUCGUAAUACCAGGACUUGCUUUCACGAGGGAUGGUUACCGUCUUGGGAAUGGAAUGUGGAAAUUCGAUAAGUUUCUGCAAAAGUACUUUCGCGUUUGUCCAAAAAGAUAUGCUGAAGAUAUGCCUCUUGCUGCAAAAAUCGAAAAACACAAAACUAUACUUAUCGGACUAGCAUUAGAAGAACAAAUUAUACCUAGAAAUCAGAUGCCUUUAGAACGUCAACGGAAACUGGAUUUGGUUUUCAUUGCAUAAUCAUUUGUCUGUACCACUCAAAUUUCUUUCUGAUUUUAAUUAACUAAAUUUGGUAA